Messenger RNA from Larimichthys crocea (large yellow croaker), 1190 nucleotides. RefSeq names its product cell death inducing DFFA like effector b (gene cideb). The transcript has 5 exons. Gene Ontology annotation, biological process: regulation of apoptotic process; apoptotic process. NCBI's taxonomy places the organism in Eukaryota, Metazoa, Chordata, Actinopteri, Sciaenidae. The coding region runs from base 129 to 761 and encodes 210 amino acids. The record is from RefSeq and is a predicted model, not a curated record.
CACCAGGUUUGGGGCAAAGUCCAGCUGUUGGGUCAAAGACAAGCUGUACUAACAAUACAUUACAAUUUGUUUUCCGGACUCUAACCAAAACACUUCUCUAAAAGAAGCCUGUGAGAAGACUGACGAGCAUGGAUACCACAUCUUCAUUCCUCAAAUCUGUGACCAAACGAGUGUGGUCUCCACCACAGCGUCCCUUCAGGGUGUGCUGUCACGACAGGGAGACCAGGAAGGGCAUCACAGCUGGGACCCUGGAGGAGCUGAAAGAGAGGGUAUGCCAGGCUCUGCUGCUGACCCUGUCUGCAGUGUCUCUGUCUCUGGUUUGUGAGGACGACGGCACAGAGGUAGACUCUGACGAGUUCCUCAUCACCCUGCCCGACAACACCAUGCUCAUGGCCCUGCAGCCUGGGCAGACAUGGAGACAACAGUCGGGUUCAAUUGUGCCCAAAUCUCAAGACCACAACAAGCCUCGGACCGGAAGAGACAUAGCUCGCGUCACCUUUGACCUUUACAGGAUGAGUCCAAAGGAUGUUUUUGGCUCCCUCAGUGUGAAGGCCACAUUCCAGGGGCUUUACUCCGUGAGCGCUAACUUUCAGUGUCUGGGGCCCAAGAAAGUCCUCAGAGAAGCCCUGCGUGUAGCCUCCACCCUCUUACACGCUGCUGGACACCUGCUUAUCACCUCCGCCUCCAUGAUCCGCCGCAUUAUCGAAGGCGCUGAGCUUUGGCAGCCGCAGAGGGGAGAGUACACAGCCAGCUGGAACUGACGGAGCCAAGAGGCGCUCAUUUAUUAGUGACGUGGUGUAACUCGCAUCUCAAUGGGAAGCCAAUGGAUUGUAUAAUUGUUGUGCUGCUUAAAAUGAGGGAAAGAAACCACUUUUUUAGAUGCUGACAGCUGAGAAGUAUUUGCAAAUGUUAACAGUGUUAAAUAUUUUGAUUAUGCUUCAGUUUGUGAACAGAAUGUAGAAGACAAACAGAAAUCUUCAACGAUAAAGUGCCAUAAACUGUCUUUGGUAAUAACAUAGGAGCUAUUAAUAUAGUUAUUCUAUUUUUGUGCAAUAUAUUCUACAUAAUGUCUGACAAUUGUGAAUGUUUUUGUUAAUUUGGUGUUGAAUUUGUUUCUAUCCUGAGAACGAACCACUGAAAUCACGUGGAAACACUGUCUUGUUUGGAAAAAAUGCAAUAUUACAGUACUU